CCGUGCCCGCCUUCCCCGCCGGGCCCGGAGGAACGGGAGCAGGGGGGCAGCGGGGGCAGCGGCGUCCGCAGUCAUGUCCGAAGUGCGGAAAUUCACCAAGCGGCUCAGCAAGCCGGGCACGGCGGCCGAGCUCCGCCAGAGCGUGUCCGAGGCCGUGCGGGGCUCCGUCAUCCUGGAAAAGACAAAAGUUGUUGAACCCCUGGACUACGAAAAUGUCAUCACACAAAGGAAAGCCCAGAUUUACAGCGAUCCUCUCAGAGACUUGCUUAUGUUUCCAAUGGAGGAUGUAUCUGUAUCAGUGAUUUGUCGCCAACGCCGAACAGUUCAGUCCACUGUUCCAGAAGAUGCUGAAAAGAAGGCUCAGAGUCUGUUUGUCAAAGAGUGUAUUAAAACCUACAGCUCAGAUUGGCAAGUGGUGAACUACAAGUAUGAGGACUUCUCCAGUGAUUUUCGAAUGUUGCCGUGCAAAUCCUUGAGGCCGGAAAAGAUCCCUAGUCAUGUGUUUGAAGUUGAUGAAGACUUUGAAAAGGAUGAGGAUUCAUCAUCAUUAUGUUCUCAGAAGGGGGGGGUUAUCAAACAAGGCUGGCUGCAUAAAGCAAAUGUCAAUAGCACCAUCACCGUGACCAUGAAGGUAUUCAAAAGAAGAUAUUUUUACUUAACCCAGCUUCCUGAUGGUUCUUAUAUUCUUAAUUCCUACAAAGAUGAAAAGAAUUCAAAGGAAUCUAAAGGCUGCAUCUACUUAGAUGCCUGCAUUGAAGUUGUCCAGUGCCCCAAAAUGAGGCGUCAUGCUUUUGAACUCAAGAUGUUAGAUAAGUACAGCCAUUAUCUGGCUGCUGAAACAGAACAGGAAAUGGAGGAAUGGCUCACAACUUUGAAAAAGAUCAUUCAGAUCAAUACAGACAGUUUGGUUCAAGAGAAAAAAGACCCAGCGGAAUCUGUACAAGAUGAUGAAACAAGCAGCCAAGGAAAACCGGAGAAUAUCAUGGAAAGUUUGGAGAGAAGUAUGCACCCCGAGCUUAUGAAGUAUGGAAGAGAGACUGAACAGCUCAACAAACUAAGCAGAGGAGAUGGAAGACAAAAUCUCUUCUCUUUUGAUUCUGAUGUCCAGCGGUUGUUCUUCUCAGGAAUUGAAUCAGAAAUAAAACCAUUUGAAGAAAAGUGCAGCAGACGUUUCAUGGUGAAAUGCCAUGAUUUAUCUUUCAAUAUUCUGGGCCACGUUGGAGACCAGACAGGAGGCCCACUGACCAACGUUGAACCCUUUUUUGUCAGCCUUGCUUUGUUUGAUGUGAAAAAUAAUUGCAAAAUUUCUGCUGAUUUCCAUGUGGAUUUAAAUCCUUCAUCGGUCCGUGAAAUGCUGCUGGGGACUUCAGUUCAAUUGCCUAACGAUGGGAAUCUGAAGGGGUCCUCUCCUAAUGAGUGUUCCUUCCACGGAAUCGCUGAAUCUCAUUUGCGCUGCAUAAAACAGGGCAUUUUCUCAGUGACAAAUCCUCAUGUGGAAAUUUUUCUUGUGGCACGGGUGGAAAAAGUUUUACAGGGAAGCAUCACCCAUUGUGCGGAGCCAUACAUCAAAAAUUCAGAUCCGGUUAAGGUGGCCCAGAAAGUACAUAAAACUGCUCGGCUGGUGUGCAGCAGGCUUGGACAGUAUAGAAUGCCUUUUGCUUGGGCUGCCAGGCCAGUUUUCAAAGACACUCAAGGGUCCCUGGAUCUGGAUGGAAGAUUUUCUCCUCUGUAUAAGCAAGACAGUAGCAAACUCUCCAGUGAUGAUAUUCUCAAAUUCCUAGCAGAGUAUAGGAAGCCCGAGAAGACCAAAUUGCAGAUUAUUCCUGGCCAGUUAAAUAUUACACUUGACAGUGUGGCAGUAGAUUUUUCAAAUUGUGUCACUGCUUCAUAUGUGCCCGUGAAGCCUUUUGAAAAGAACUGUCAAGAUAUUACUGUGGAGGUUGAAGAGUUUGUGCCAGAUGUGGCAAAAUACUGUUAUCCCUUUACUAUUUACAAAAACCACCUGUAUGUAUACCCCUUGCAAUUAAAAUAUGAUAGCCAGAAGACAUUUGCCAAGGCAAGGAACAUUGCCGUCUGUAUGGAAUUCAGGGAUUCAGAUGACAGCGAUGCAAGUGCUCUAAAGUGUAUUUAUGGCAAACCUGCAGGGUCCAUUUUUACAACACAUGUUUAUGCCAUUGUCUCUCAUCACAACCAAAAUCCAGAAUUCUAUGAUGAGAUUAAAAUUGAGCUUCCCAUUCACCUUCAUCAAAAGCAUCAUUUGCUUUUCACUUUCUAUCAUGUUAGUUGUGAAAUUAAUACAAAGGGAACAACAAAAAAACAGGACAUGGUUGAAACUCCAGUUGGGUUUGCCUGGGUACCGUUGCUGAAGGAUGGAAGGAUAAUCACAUUUGAACAGCAGUUGCCUGUUUCGGCCAACCUGCCCCAUGGUUACCUGGGCUUUAAUGAACUGGAGUCAAGAAGGCAACCCUCUGUGGAUAUUAAAUGGGUGGAUGGUGCAAAGCCUUUGUUAAAGAUCAGAAGUCAUUUAGAGUCAACUAUUUACACUCAAGAUUUGCAUUUGCACAAAUUCUUUCAUCACUGCCAGAUGAUUCAGGCAGGCUCUAAAGAAGUUCCAGGGGAACUUAUUAAAUAUUUAAAGUGUUUACAUGCAAUGGAGAUCCAAGUAAUGAUACAGUUUCUACCUGUGAUUCUUAUGCAACUCUUUCGGGUUCUCACAAACAUGACCCAAGACGAUGAAGUUGCUGUCAACUGUACCAUGGUUCUCCUUCAUAUUGUGUCAAAGUGCCAUGAGGAAGGACUGGAUCAUUAUUUACGAUCCUUUAUAAAGUAUGGAUUCCGAGCAGAGAAACCAAACGCUGCCCAGGCUAAGAUGACCCAUGAAAUCCUGGCCAUUGCAAUGACCUCGAUAUUGAAGCUGUCUGCAGAUUUUUUAUCCAUAAACAAACUGCUUAAGUACUCGUGGUUUUUCUUUGAAGCUCUGGCAAAGUCUAUGGCCACAUACUUACUAGAAGAAAACAAAAUUAAGCUUCCCAGAGCUCAGCGGUUUCCUGAGUCAUACCAUCACGUUUUGCAUUCGCUGCUUCUGGCAAUAAUUCCUCAUGUAACUAUUCGCUAUGGUGAGAUCCCAGAUGAGUCGAGAAAUGUCAAUUUCAGUCUGGCCAACUUCCUGAAGCGGUGCUUGACGUUUAUGGACAGAGGAUUUAUCUUCAAUUUAAUCAAUGACUAUGUAUCUGGAUUCAGCCCAAAAGAUCCCAAGGUUCUCUCUGAAUACAAAUUUGAAUUUUUGCAAACAGUUUGCAAUCAUGAACAUUACAUUCCUUUAAAUUUACCCAUGCCAUUUGCAAAACCCAAGCUUCAGAGAGUUCAAGAUUUUUUUUCAUUUGCUGUGGACCGUUUGACUUCUGUAGAUUCAAACCUUGAGUACAGUUUAUCAGAUGAGUACUGCAAAAAUCACUUUUUGGUGGGUUUACUUCUGAGGGAAGCAUCUGUUGCUCUUCAAGACAACUAUGAUAUCAGAUCUACGGCCAUCAGUGUUUUAAAGAAUCUUUUCAUCAAACACGCAUUCGACACACGAUACCAGCAUAAGAAUCAACAGGCCAAAAUAGCUCAGUUGUACCUUCCGUUGGUCGGAGUGCUCUUAGAAAACACCCAGCGACUUGCCGGCCGUGAGACCACGUAUUCUUGCACCGCCGUCUCUAAUUCUGCCUCCAGAGAUGAGUUUGUGUGUGGCUUCACCUCACCCUCAAAUAGAGCGAGUCUUAUUGGCGACAAAGACACAGUUUAUGGAUCCUCGUUUCCAAAUGGACACGGACUGAAGAGAGAAGACUCAAGAGGUUCAAUGAGCACAGAAGGGGCAGCCAGUUCUCCUGAUCAAUGCAGCACGGGUGAAAAUACCCGAAGAAGUUCUACGAGGAGUAGUGUAUCCCAGUACAACAGACUGGACCAGUAUGAGAUUAGAAGCCUCCUGAUGUGCUACCUGUAUAUAGUAAAAAUGAUUUCAGAAGAUACUCUUUUAACUUACUGGAACAAAGUAUCUCCACAGGAGCUCAUAAAUAUUCUGACACUUUUAGAAGUGUGUUUGUUUCACUUCAGAUAUGUGGGGAAGAGAAACAUAGCAAGAAUUCAUGACGCCUGGUUGACCAAACACUUUGGAGUUGACCGGAAAUCACAAACUAUGCCGGCCCUCCGUAGCAGAUCAGGCAUGAUGCAGGCUCGGCUUCAGCAUCUCAGUAGCCUGGAAAGUUCAUUUACCCUUAAUCACAACUCUGGAACAUCAGAAGCAGAUAUUGUACAUCAGGCACUUCUUGAAGGCAAUACUGCUACCGAAGUUUCCCUGACAGUUCUGGACACCAUCUCCUUCUUUACUCAGUGCUUCAAGAACCAGCUCUUGAACAAUGAUGGCCACAACCCUUUAAUGAAAAAGGUUUUUGACAUUCAUCUCGCUUUUCUUAAAAAUGGCCAAUCAGAGGCCUCCCUAAAGCACGUGUUUGCUUCGCUGAGAGCUUUCAUUAGUAAGUUUCCCGCAGCAUUUUUCAAAGGAAGGGUGAACAUGUGUGCCGCAUUUUGCUAUGAGGUUUUGAAAUGCUGCACCUCGAAGCUAAGCUCAACUAGGAAUGAAGCGUCUGCACUUCUGUAUCUUUUGAUGAGGAAUAACUUUGAGUUCACCAAAAGGAAAACAUUUUUGAGAACACACCUGCAGAUAAUAAUUGCUGUGAGCCAGCUAAUAGCAGAUGUGGCUUUGAGUGGAGGAUCAAGAUUUCAGGAGUCAUUGUCAAUCAUUAAUAAUUUUGCAAAUAGUGACAGACCCAUGAAGGCUACUGCUUUUCCCUCAGAAGUCAAAGACUUGACUAAGAGAAUCCGCACCGUUCUCAUGGCCACAGCUCAAAUGAAAGAACAUGAGAGGGAUCCAGAAAUGCUGAUAGACCUCCAGUACAGUCUAGCCAAGUCCUAUGCGAGCACCCCAGAGCUCAGGAAAACUUGGCUCGACAGCAUGGCCAAGAUCCACAUCAAAAAUGGAGAUUUUUCAGAGGCUGCAAUGUGUUAUGUCCAUGUAGCAGCUCUGGUUGCAGAGUUUCUUCACAGAAAAAAAUUGUUCUCGAGUGGAUGCUCAGCCUUCAAGAAAGUCACUCCCAAUAUUGAUGAAGAAGGGGCAAUGAAGGAAGAUGCUGGGAUGAUGGAUGUCCACUACAGUGAGGAAGUUUUAUUGGAGCUUUUGGAACAAUGUGUAGAUGGAUUGUGGAAGGCAGAACGUUACGAAGUAAUUUCUGAGAUUUCCAAAUUGAUCAUCCCCAUUUAUGAAAAACGGCGUGAGUUUGAGAAACUUACCCAAGUUUACAGAACACUUCAUGGAGCUUAUACUAAAGUCCUAGAAGUCAUGCAUACUAGAAAAAGACUUUUGGGCACCUUUUUCAGGGUUGCCUUUUAUGGACAAUCUUUCUUUGAAGAAGAAGAUGGGAAGGAAUAUAUCUACAAGGAGCCGAAACUUACAGGCCUGUCAGAAAUUUCCUUAAGACUUCUUAAACUUUAUGGUGAAAAAUUUGGUGCGGAUAGUGUCAAAAUAAUUCAGGAUUCAGACAAGGUAAAUGUCAAAGAUCUUGAUCCCAAAUAUGCUCACAUCCAAAUCACUUUUGUAAAGCCCUACUUUGAAGACAAAGAACUGUCUGAGAGAAAGACUGAUUUUGAAAAAAAUCAUAAUAUCAACAGAUUUGUCUUUGAGGCCCCUUACACAUUAUCAGGCAAAAAGCACGGAUGUAUAGAAGAACAGUGCAAACGGCGAACCAUCCUAACUACUGCAAACACCUUUCCAUAUGUUAAGAAGAGGAUACCAGUAAAUCAGGAACAACAGAUUCAUUUAAAACCAAUUGAUGUUGCAACUGAUGAAAUCAAAGAUAAAACUGCUGAGCUUCAAAUGCUUUGUUCCUCUCCUGAAGUGGAUAUGAUUCAGCUCCAACUCAAGUUGCAGGGCUGUGUUUCAGUCCAGGUCAAUGCUGGCCCAUUGGCAUAUGCCCGAGCUUUCUUAAAUGACAACCAGUUGAGCAAGUAUCCCUCAAAGAAAGUAAAUGAAUUGAAAGAAAUGUUUCGAAAAUUCAUCCAAGUCUGUAGCAUCGCACUGGAACUUAAUGAACGGCUAAUUAAAGAGGAUCAGAUAGAAUAUCAUGAAGGGCUGAAGUCAAAUUUCAGAGACAUGGUGAAAGAGCUGUCUGACAUUAUCCACGAACAGAUGUUUCAAGAAGAUACAAUGCAGUCUCCCUGGAUGCACGACACAUUGCAUGUCUUUUGUGCCAUCAGUGGGAUUUCCGGUGACGGAGGCUAUGGUUCCCCCAGACAUGCUGCCGAAGUAUGAAAAGAUGCAGAUGUAAAGUUACAGCCAGAUCGACCAUUCUCAGGAAUUUGUGGAGCUGUGCAAAAGAUGUUAAAAUUCCAGUGAAGAUUCCAUAUGAAUUCAGUAUUUCCCUACACACACACACACACACACAAAAACACACACACACCCCUCCAUACCCCCCCUCAAAAUUAUAACGCUUUCAGACAGGGUGCUUGCUUACUUUGUAAAUAUUUGAGCCGUCAGAAAGUGCCUGGAUAAUUGGACCACUGUGCUCGUUUUGUACUUUUUUAGUUAAUGUGUGUAUGUCGAAAAGCGUAGAGCAAAGAAAGAAUUCAUUUGCCUCAUUAUGACUCAAAUUGCAAUGGUACUAUGUAAAGUUGUACAAUGGGUUAUAAUAAAUUGGAAAACUGAUUUAUAAGCAGCAGUUAAAG
This is a messenger RNA of Ornithorhynchus anatinus (platypus), 6756 nucleotides long. RefSeq names its product dedicator of cytokinesis 11 (gene DOCK11). Bases 74 to 6343 code for a protein of 2089 amino acids. NCBI's taxonomy places the organism in Eukaryota, Metazoa, Chordata, Mammalia, Monotremata, Ornithorhynchidae. The record is from RefSeq and is a predicted model, not a curated record. Gene Ontology annotation, molecular function: guanyl-nucleotide exchange factor activity. The transcript has 54 exons. Gene Ontology annotation, biological process: positive regulation of GTPase activity; positive regulation of filopodium assembly; small GTPase-mediated signal transduction.